AUGUCGUGGAAGCCAUCUGAAAAGCUGAUGUCAACAAUCUCUCAUUAUGCCAGCUUCCCACCCACCAGCGUCAGUCUUCGACAGAUGGUGCAGUUUGGCGAGAAACCCUCGACUGGCACCCUCUUCCGAGCUUCUCAGUUUCUCUCCGAAGAGCUUCCCGUUCGGCUUGCACACCGCGUUGAAGAGUUGGACCGGCUACCAGAUGGUCUCAAUGACAUGUCAUCAAUACAAAAGGUCCGAAACUGGUACGCCCAAUCAUUCGAAGAGAUCACCACUAUGCCACGGCCGGAAUUAGACGCAGACACGCGCAAUCGUCUCCUCAACCCUCCGAAAAAAGCGAGCAAUAGACUUUCCGUCACGACUCGAAAUCCUAGCCUGCGGUACGAUGACAAUGGCAACGGGAAGAGCUCAUUAAACUCUCGAAGAUAUUAUGCCGCCACAGAUGAUGGACAGGAGUGGCCUCCUGGGCUCGCAGAAUACAAUCGCAAGUUCGCUCGCACGCUCGAUUUGAUCAAACGUAGGCACGACCCGGUAGUCACAACGGUCGCCCAAGGUAUCAACGAGUGGAAGAGAAAGCAGCAGCGUACGCAAAUCGACUCGUCCAUACAAUCAUUCCUCGAUCGCUUCUACAUGUCACGCAUCGGAAUCCGGAUGCUGAUCGGCCAACACAUUGCCUUGACAGAACAGCAGACACAUAGACAUCCCAACUAUGUCGGCAUAAUAUGCACCAAGACCAAUGUCAAAGAGCUUGCGGAAGAGGCGAUUGAGAAUGCUCGAUUUGUGUGCGAAGACCACUACGGACUAUUUGAUGCACCCAAGGUGCAGUUGUUUUGCAAUCCUAACCUCAAUUUCAUGUACGUCCCUGGCCAUCUAUCACACAUGCUGUUCGAAACGCUCAAGAACUCUUUGCGAGCGGUCGUCGAAACCCAUGGUGCCGACAAGGAGGAGUUUCCGGUAACCAAGGUCAUUGUUGCGGAAGGCAAGGAAGAUAUCACCAUCAAAAUCAGCGAUGAAGGAGGUGGCAUUCCCCGAUCGGCUAUUCCGCUGGUCUGGACCUACAUGUAUACUACCGUCGACACCACGCCCGAACUAGAUCCGGGCUUUAAUGCUAGUGACUUCAAGGCCCCGAUGGCUGGGUUCGGAUAUGGGCUGCCUAUCUCGCGCCUGUAUGCACGAUACUUUGGAGGGGAUUUGAAGUUGAUUUCCAUGGAGGGAUACGGCACGGAUGUCUACCUCCACCUCAACCGUCUUUCGUCCUCCUCGGAACCUCUACAAUAA
Molecule: messenger RNA, 1278 nt
Organism: Exophiala spinifera
Lineage: Eukaryota; Fungi; Ascomycota; Eurotiomycetes; Chaetothyriales; Herpotrichiellaceae
Exons: 3
Coding region: 1-1278 (425 amino acids)
Biological process (GO): protein phosphorylation; regulation of glucose metabolic process
Cellular component (GO): mitochondrion
Molecular function (GO): pyruvate dehydrogenase (acetyl-transferring) kinase activity
Source: RefSeq, a predicted model, not a curated record